AUGGCCGACAACCAGGCCCCAAACCCAGUCUCUUCCAGCCAGGGUCGCGGCGGGCGUCGUCGCGGCCGCGGAGGGGCAGCUCCCUCCGGCCGUGCAGAUUCGCAACACAAUACCGGCGACGGAGAAAAACGCCCUAAGCCUCGCACACGCGGCGGUGGUCGUGGAGGCGGCGGCGAUGCAGGCCGACAAACUCGGAAUACCGAUCAGACCAACAAUCCCGAUACUCAGCGUUCGAAAGCCACGACGCCAGCAACAACGAAACCGGUAGAAGCGGCCACGGACGAUGCAGAUGAUGGAGAAGUCUGCUUUAUCUGCGCUUCUGCCGUUGAACAUACGUCGGUCUCCCCCUGUAACCAUAGGACGUGUCACAUUUGUGCGCUUCGGUUGCGGGCACUGUACAAGAACAAGGCUUGUGCUCAUUGCAGGACUGAAUCGAACUACGUCAUCUUCACGGAUGAUCCAGUGCGGCGAUAUGAGGAGUUCAACAAGAAAGACUUUGCUCGGACGGACGAAAAUCUUGGUAUCGAAUAUGAAAGCGACGAAAUCUUCGGAGACACAGUGCUCUUGCUGCGAUACAACUGUCCAGACGAGGACUGCGAUGUGGCCUGUUUGGGGUGGCCAGACUUGCAUCGCCAUGUAAAGAGCAAGCACAACAAAGUUAUGUGUGACCUUUGUACUCGUAACAAGAAGGUCUUUACCCACGAGCAUGAACUGUUCACCAUGGCGGAAUUGCGUAAGCACGAAAGGUCCGGCGAUGACAAGCCUGGAGCUAUAGACCAGAGCGGCUUCAAGGGACACCCCGAAUGUGGUUUCUGCCGUCAACGGUUCUAUGGUGACGACGAGCUGUACACCCACUGUCGCGAUAAACACGAACGUUGCCAUAUCUGUGACCGACGCUCCUCCCACCGCCAACAACAAUACUAUAUUGACUACAACGCAUUGGAGAAUCACUUCCAUAAGGAUCAUUUCGCUUGCCUGGAUAAAGAAUGCUUGGAAAAAAAGUUCGUCGUCUUCGAGUCGCAAAUGGACUUGAAGGCUCACCAAAUCGAGGCACAUCCCGAAGGCCUUUCUAAAGACAUUCGGCGAGAUGCGAGAAUGGUUGAUCUGGCAGAAUUCGAUAACAUGCGCACUCCUUACCAACAGCAACGCCAGCGUCGCGGUGCCGGUCGAGGCCGUGACCCAAACGCCGAGCCAUUGCCCGUCUCCAGUGCACAGCCAAUGACCCGUGCGGAAGUUGCAUACCAGCGACAAAUGGCUAUACAGAGUUCUCAGUCUGUCUCGACACGAAACUUUGGCGGCCAGCUGACUCGAGAUGACGUCCAACCCGUGCGUGCUCCAGAGCGAUCCGCCGCUGCCACUCCAGUGCAGUCUGCCCCCGCAUCACGCUCUCAGCCUCUUCCUACUGCAGCAUUUGAAGGCAUGAACAUUUCUGCCAAUUCCGUGCCAGCUACCCCACAAGACCAUGCCCGUCGAAUGCGUCAUGAGGCUGUGAUUGAACGUGCUUCGAACCUCCUCCGCAAUGAUGCCACCAGACUCGCCGAAUUCCGUAGUAGAGUAUCAAGUUACCGCGCUUCUUCCAUCUCGGCAACAGAGCUCAUCGAUGCCUUCUUCUCGUUAUUUGACACAUCCAGCACCGAGCUGGGCAAGCUUAUCAAGGAGCUCGCUGAUAUCUACGAGGACGAGUCCAGACGCUCCGGUCUCUUGCAAGCCUGGAAUGACUGGCGUGCCAUCAACGAGGAUUACCCAGCCCUUCCUGCCGGUGGUCUCUUACCUGGCAUGUCAACAGGCGCCGUCAACACUGGCGGCAAUCGCGUCCUGCGGUUGAAAUCAUCAACUGCUAAAUCCUCCCGCUCUGCCGUGGGCAGAAGCGGCGCCCUCCCAAACGCCCCUUCCAACCCUUUCCCUCCCCUCUCUGCCGCAGCUGGCCCCUCCUCUCGCCGUGGAAAAGCUACCGCUGCUGCUACCCCUUGGGCAGCAGCAGCCCCGUCGCCAUCUUUCUCCCGUCCUGCAAUGCCUAGCCCGGUCAGCCGCCCACCACCUGCAGCACCGUCUUCCAGUCGUACGCCCGGCGCCCCAGCCUCCAGCGGCGCUGAUUUAUUCCCCGCUCUCCCCGCGGCGCCCAAACCCAAUGUUCUCAUGGCUGGCAAGACUCGUGGCACCGUCCGUUGGAAUGAUAACCGCGGCCCUGCCCCAAACGCAUGGGGUUCAGCCCCGAGUUCCGGAACCGCCUCUCCAGCUGAACCCAGCAAUGACGACUCAAGUAGUGGCAAAAAGGGAAAGAAGAACAAGGGAAAGCAAACCCUGUUCCACUUUGGCUAA
Molecule: messenger RNA, 2319 nt
Organism: Penicillium egyptiacum
Lineage: Eukaryota; Fungi; Ascomycota; Eurotiomycetes; Eurotiales; Aspergillaceae
Source: the annotation of a GenBank genome assembly